Messenger RNA from Mangifera indica (mango), 708 nucleotides. RefSeq lists its product as uncharacterized. NCBI's taxonomy places the organism in Eukaryota, Viridiplantae, Streptophyta, Magnoliopsida, Sapindales, Anacardiaceae. Bases 67 to 396 code for a protein of 109 amino acids. The transcript has 2 exons. The record is from RefSeq and is a predicted model, not a curated record.
UCCUAGCAUGUUUUAACCACUUGGAACUCACAGCUAUCUUUACAGAUCUGCUCUCUUCCUUCUACCAUGGCUUUCUCAGUCGUCUCAGCUACCUUCAUCACCAUGCCAAAGGCCAACCUUCAACUCCCCAUUUACAAGCCAAAACAGCACCGAAAAAAUAUCAUCAUAAAUUGUGAUAAACAUAUUCGACCGCCGGUGAAGGGAGGAGGCGGCGGACAAACCAACGGUGAGAAAAAGAAGAAGAUUACUUCAGACAGCGGGAGAAUCUCGAACGCUCCUCCUGCUUUGAAGGAAACUCAAGAGAAAAGCAAACCAAAACAUCAUGAAGGUUCUUCAGAGAAAUCUGUGAAUUUAUUGCUUGAUCAAGCAAAAGAUCAGACUUCUGCAGACAAAUAAAAUGCUUCGUAUUAAGUUACGUUACUACAUAUCUCAUAGGGCUUGGAGUUCUGUUAAGUUGAUGACCAUGCAUGCUGCGUCUUGGAGUCUUUUUGCAGUGAGUCGAGUGUUGGAGUGUGUGUGUUUUUAAGAAGAAUAAAUGCAAGUAUAUUGCAGAAAAGAAUAAAAUUUGGAUGUGUGAUGUGAUCUGUUUCUCUCUCUCUCCAUUUCUGUUGUUAGUCCUUAUAUUUGGAAAUGUGAUUAUCGAAUCUUGUAUUAUAUAAAAUUAAUUGUGUAUUAUUCUUAUUUAACGUGAGAGUUUUUAGUUUUCAA